AUGAAUAACGGUCAUAGAGAGGAACAAGAAGAAGUUCCUCUGUUGUCCGAUAAUGGAACAAACAACAAUCCUACCACCAAUAACAGUAAUAAUAUUAAUAAUAAUAGACGUGCAUCAACUGUCUCCACACGAACAUCAGGCUCUAGGCGUAGUGGUUCAAAUAAGUUAAUUAAUAAUCAUAUUACAGAUUUUGAAAAUGCAGAUUCUUGGGGGAUUCUACAUGAAUCAGAUACAGAUUAUGAUUUAGAAAGAGCCGGUAGAAUAGCUAAUUCCAAUACUUUUAUUGACCAUAGACCAUCCAUGUUAACAAAUGAUAGUAAUGCUACUAUGAAACCUCAAAAGAAUGGAUAUUCAGUGACAACCCCUUUAAUUAAAAAAAAGACUAGAGCAUUUAGUGUAUCUAGUGCUAAAUAUAGUAAAGAUAGUAGAACAACAAGUAUUCCAAGAAGAGAUACUACUUCUAAAGUUGGUACUUUAAGACAUAGUAAGACACAUGCCAUCGGAGAUGAUGUAGUGAUAGACGUAGAUGCUUUGUUGCAGGAUGUACGAAAGAAUAGAUCAAGAGAUAAUAAGACUCAAUUAUCAAAUUUUAGUAGUGAAAGUGAUGAAGAUGUUGGAUUGGAUGAAGAAGAUGAAUAUAAUUCAAGACCUUCAUCAAGAGGUUCUUCAUCAAAUUCAUCCUUAGAUGAUGUUUGUCUUGUAUUAGAUGAUGAAUCUGAUAAAUCAAGAAAAGUUUGGCCCGAUAUUUCUAUAUUAGAGGAAUAUUCAAAGGAAGAAACUGCUAGAUUAAGAAGACAAGCUAUUGAAGAUGCCGAAGCAUUCCAUUAUCGAUAUGAUACAGAAGAUGAUGAUGUGUUUAAUAGUUCUUUACAAGACAUGAGAGAAAAUGAUGGUUUAACGGAAGAUCAAGAUUUUGCAAGUCCUAUAGUAUCUAAUAAUAGAGAAGGAAUUUUAUUUUCAAAACCAAUUGUGACUAAUAUUGAUGUUCCUGAACUAGGUAAUAAACAAGUAAAUGAAGCAGCUCUAUUACGUUCAGGUAGAUUAAGGCCUAAAAAAAUUGCACCAUGGCAUUUAAUGCAACGUCAAGGUUCAACAAAUAUUCCACAAAAUAAAAAAGAUCUUUCAAUGAAAGGUGACUCAAGAACAAAAUUAGAAGAUAAACAAAUGAGAGAUAAUUUCCUUGUUGGUAGAAAUAUUCAAUACCCACCACAUAUCAUUUCUAAUAAUCCUGAACAUUUUAAAUUUACGUAUUUUAGAAUUGAUUUAGAUUCAACAGUUCAUUCUCCAACAAUUUCUGGUUUGUUACAACCAGGUCAAACUUUUGAAGAUUUAUUUGUAAGUUCAGUAUAUGGCAAUACCAAUAGUAAUGGUAAGGGUAAUAAUACUACUGCUAAUUCUAUUGCACCACCACAAAAGGAACCUUUACAACAACCAAUACCUACAAAUUCAAACGGGCCUAAACGUGUUUCAUCAUCUAUUAAAUUUCAAUCAGUAUCACCAUUAGAUACAAGUGCCGCAGGGACUGUGACUGGUGUUCCAACUGCAUUAGGUCAUGGAAUUAAUAAAGACACUAAUAAUAAUAGUAAUAAUAAUAAUAAUAAUAAUGGAAGUAUAUUACAAUCCGUAAACAAUGGUACAUCUUUAUAUAAGAGUUUAUCAGGUGUAUCGACAAUGAUUGAGGAUGAUGUUGCUCCAUUUUGGUUGGAUGUAAGUAGUCCUACAGAAGAAGAGAUGAAAGUGAUUAGUAAAACGUUUGGUAUUCAUCCUUUAACUACAGAAGAUAUUUUCUUAGGUGAAGUCAGAGAAAAAGUUGAAUUAUUUAAUGAUUAUUAUUUGAUUUGUUUUAGAAGUUUUGAUAUUGUUGCGGAAAAGCAUACAAGAAGAAAAAAGGAGAAAACUAAUGGUAUUGAUUCAAACGGUAAUCCAACAAUGGGAUCAGAUUCUGGUAACCGUGGUUUAUUGAAUUUAUUAAAGAAAUUUUGGAAUGGUGAUAAAAAAAAUCAAGAUGAAGUUACAAAAUUAUUGAAAAGACGUGCGUCUAUAAUGUCAUACAGUAGUGGUUACAAUGGACCAACCUCUUUAAAUAAUAAUACCACAAAUAAUCCAAUCAGUGUUAAGAGUGCAUCAAGUCAUAAUAGACGUAAAUCAAUUAUUAAGAAAAGACAAGAAAGGGAAAGAUUUAAAAGAAAAUCAGGUGAUAGACAUAAACCAAGAGCAGGUGAAUUAGAACCCUUAAAUGUUUAUAUUAUUGUGUUUCGUACAGGUGUCUUAACAUUCCAUUUUGCACCAACACCACAUCCAAUCAACGUUAGACGUAGAGCUCGUUUAUUAAAGGAUUAUUUAGAUGUUACUGCAGAUUGGAUUGCAUAUGCAUUAAUUGAUGAUAUUACAGAUGCAUUUGGGCCUAUGAUUGAAUUAAUUGAAGAUGAAGUUUAUGAUAUUGAAGAUGCAAUAUUAAAGAUGAAUCAUAAUGAUUCGGAUAGUGAUAGUGAUAGUGAUUUAAGUUCCAGUUCGGAUGAUGAGAACUCAAGUUCUGAUGGUGAUAAUUCGAGUGAAAAUGUUGGAUUUUAUCGUAAGUCUAAUAAUAAUCGACGUCGUCCCAAUGAUAAUAAUAAUAAUGGUGGUGGAAUGGGUAUACCACGUAGUAUUCGUAGUGGUAGGGGUAUCUUUGAUACUAAUGGUAGACGAACAAGUUAUACGAAUAGUGUAUCGAGUGGAUUAACUAGAUCAUCAAUGACAUUUAGUUCAAGUACAAGUUCCAGUUCAUCAGGAUCAUCGGAUGCGUCGACGUUCAAUGCGAAUUUAAUUGGGUGGAAGAAAAAAGGUGAUAUGUUAAGACGUAUUGGUGAUUGUCGUAAACGUGUAAUGAGUAUACUUCGAUUACUUGGUGCUAAAGCAGACGUGAUUAAGGGUUUUGCUAAACGUUAUAAUGGACAAUGGGAUAGUACAGCACAGGCGGAAAUUGGAAUGUAUUUGGAUGAUAUCCAAGAUCAUAUAAUAACAAUGGUGUCAUCAUUGAACCAUUAUGAAAAAUUGUUAAGUCGGUCACAUUCAAAUUAUUUAGCACAAAUCAAUAUUGAUAUGACAAAGGUUAAUAAUGAUAUGAAUGAUGUUCUUGGCAAAAUUACAAUAUUGGGUACAAUUGUCUUACCGAUGAAUGUUAUUACGGGUCUUUGGGGUAUGAAUGUUUUAGUACCUGGACAAGCUGAAGAAUCAUUAAGAUGGUUUACAAGUAUACUUGGAACAAUGGUAAUAUUAGCAUAUAUUGCGUAUAUUUAUACCAAACGCAAGUUUGGUUUUUGA
Maudiozyma saulgeensis is the source of this 3303-nucleotide messenger RNA. The record is from the annotation of a GenBank genome assembly. Lineage: Eukaryota; Fungi; Ascomycota; Saccharomycetes; Saccharomycetales; Saccharomycetaceae.